AUGAAUUUCCAGCAACCUGAACCCUCGCCCGUCCCGGCUCAGUCCUCGUUGUCAUUUACGCAGGGAUUCCUCCUCGGACAGCUCUCCGUUGUACUGUUGAUUGGUGCUUUUAUCAAGUUCUUCAUCUUCGGCGAAGCACCGCCUCCACCGUCUCGCGGCCUCCGCUCCGCAACACAUCGUCGCUCUAAUUCGAUCUAUACCAUUUCACCGAACGAUGGAGCUGGUGCCUCCAGAUCAUUAAGAGAAAAGCCCUCGACCUCCAACGUCCUUCGUCCUGUCCCUUCCUCGUCAACCAACACUCGCUCCAUCCUUCGAAAGACCUACUACAGCGCCAUUCCUACAAAUCCUCUGAAACAUGGCCGUCAUAGGGUCCAUCACUCCUCCCAUCAACCGGAAUCAUUGGAUUGGUUCAAUGUUCUGAUUGCCCAAACCAUCGCCCAGUACCGACAAACCGCGUAUCUUCUAAAAGAUUCGCCUACGUCAUCGAUUCUUAGCUCGUUAACAGCGGCGUUGAACAAUCCCGAAAAGAAACCUGCAUUCAUAGACAAGAUCGCGGUCACGGAUAUAUCUCUUGGGGAGGAGUUUCCGAUUUUCAGCAAUUGUCGCAUUAUUGCGGUGGAUGACCCCAAUUCCGACGGUGGGAGGCUCCAGGCAUUGAUGGAUGUUGACUUGAGUGAUGACAACCUCUCGAUUGCAAUUGAAACCUCCUUGUUGUUGAACUACCCCAAACCAUGCUCCGCAAUCCUCCCAGUGGCCCUAUCCAUAUCAGUUGUUCGCUUCUCUGGGACAUUAUGCAUAUCUCUUGUGCCCGCAUCUACGCCUCCCCUCGACACCCCAUCUCCAUCGCCUCCCCCCCCUGCCGACGCAAACGGCCGGCCCGGAAAUAGUUCGAAGAGAGCCGACCCUCGGUCCUCCAAUGCACAAGGGGGCGAUCCAGAGGAGGGUCCACAGAAGACCGGAACCCCGAAGAGCAAUGUCGCGUUUUCAUUUCUCCCGGAUUACCGGCUUGAUCUUUCCGUGCGCUCACUUAUCGGCUCGCGUAGCAGACUCCAAGAUGUGCCGAAGGUGGCUCAAUUGGUCGAGGCUCGAGUCCAUGCCUGGUUCGAAGAACGAGUCGUUGAACCCCGGGUGCAGGUGGUAGGGCUACCGGACCUAUGGCCUCGGAUGGGCAGAACAGGAGUCCGGACAGGCGAGGACUCGGAGACUGGCUCCAACGGAGCAUCUCGGUCCGCCAUGUCGGCCGACAUGGGCAACCCUCUUCGGGACGAUGAAAGCGACCGAGAACCAGAGGGCCUUCGGUACCGAGGAGGGCUGGGAACGCGGCCGCCAUUUGACAGCGCUUCACGCUCCAGCAGCUUCAACGUUGAAACCGGAGGGUUCCGAAGUCACAGUAUGACUCGCGAGCACAGUGCCGGGGGCAUGAGUGAUCCAUUCCAUAUGCCGGGCUCGAUGCCCGACGGUGCGAUCGCAAACUAA
Molecule: messenger RNA, 1476 nt
Organism: Aspergillus steynii IBT 23096
Lineage: Eukaryota; Fungi; Ascomycota; Eurotiomycetes; Eurotiales; Aspergillaceae
Gene: mmm1
Product: ERMES complex subunit MMM1
Exons: 3
Coding region: 1-1476 (491 amino acids)
Biological process (GO): phospholipid transport; mitochondrion organization
Cellular component (GO): endoplasmic reticulum; ERMES complex
Molecular function (GO): lipid binding
Source: RefSeq, a predicted model, not a curated record